Pelagomonas calceolata is the source of this 3226-nucleotide messenger RNA. The record is from the annotation of a GenBank genome assembly. Lineage: Eukaryota; Pelagophyceae; Pelagomonadales; Pelagomonadaceae.
GAAGGAGAUCACACGGAAGGGCAGCCAUUUAGGCUGCCUCCGCGUGUGAGAGAUGAGCAAUAGACCACCCACUGACUUCUGCGUGGGCCUGGUGAUCGGUCCCGCCGGCGGCGCGCGCAACACGUACCUGAAGGAAAUGUUUGAGUACAAGUGGCGCCGGCCGCACAACUGGGGCGCCGACGAGCCCGUCAUUUCCGCGCUGGCGCGAUUAGAACGGGGCGCGGCGGACGAGGAGGAGAAGGCGGUCCGGGCCACGCGGCGCCUCGCGGCCUGCGGUCUGAGCUCCGUACCGAGUUGGAUGAGACCGUAUGACUGCCUGUCCAACGGCGAGGCCGCCCGCGCGGACGUCGCCGCAGCAAUCGCAACACACGAGAGCAAUAAAAAUCGGUUCUGCGUGGUGAACGACUUCGCCUGCGUCGUGAAUCGCGACGCCGCCAUGAGCAUGGCCUGCGCAAUCGGCAAAUAUGCGCGACGGGAGCGCCUGACGGGACUCGUCCUGGCCACGGCGCAUGAGGACUGCUGCGCGUAUCUCCAGCCGGACUGGAUACUGGAUAGUGCGACGGGAGCAAUGACGCGGCGGCCCGGCCCGGCGCGGAGCCCCGUGGUCACCUGGGAGUGCGACUGGAGCGGCUGCCCGAUGAGCACGAACUGGAAGACGCCGCCGCCGGCCGAACGGCGCGGGACGCGCAACACCGACCUCGUGCGCGAGAUCUCGAACACCUACGACGUCAGCCCCGAGGCCAUCGAGAGGAUCGUCCUCGGCGACGGCGCGCUGCCCGACGCGGUCGCGACGAAUGUGACGAUGGGCCGCGUCGCAGAACUCGCGAGCCAGGCGUUUGACUUCGUGGCGUGCAGUGUCAUCAGAGAGGUUGCCUUCAGCUACCGAUGCGGUCGACACUCACCGCUCGAUAACGACACAGGACUUCUAUGGUGAAUCGACGUUCGUGCCGCCCGACUUCCCGCGAAAGAGCCUCGCCCAGGACUGGGAUAUCGGAGUCGUCCAUGGCCCGAGCGGCUCCGGCAAGACGACGGUGCUCCGGCAGCUGUUCGGCGGCGCCGAGGGUAAGGUCGCCACGGCCGCGCCGGAUUGGAACACUACGCACGUCGUUUCAGCGGCGUUCAAGAAAAAGUUCGGCGCGGGCGACGCCUCCGCACGCCUCGACGCGUGCGCACUGUCGGCGGAGGAGCGCGCCAUGCGGUUCUCGGAGCUCUCCGCGUGCGCCCGGGCGCGCGCUCAAGUCGCUUGGCUGUUGGCGGAAGACGCGGUGCUCGACGAGUUCACGUCUCUCGCGCCACGACCGCUGGCGUGGGACGUGGCGAGGGGAGUUUCAGGGUACGUGCGACAACACGCUUUGAAGCGCGUCGUCGUGGCCUCUGUUCACGAGGACGUCGUAGCGCACCUUCGGCCGAGCUGGCUGUUCCCGACCGCCGUCGCGACCUCGUGCUGGCACGACGAUGGAAAGAAGCCCAAGCCGACGGGCGAAGUUCGCUACGGCUGCCUCGUGAUGCUGAAUAGCGAUCGUAUCGCGGCGGCCGCGCCGCCGCGCCGCAAUCCCAACCUCUACGAGCCGCCCCGGGUGACGCUCCAGAUGCGACGGGCGCCGUACUAUCACUACGCGCCGUUCGAGAAGCACCACUACCUCUGCGGCGGCGUCCAGGACGGGGCCUGGUGCUUCGAGGUGACUUUGCACGGGCGGCCCGUCGGCUUCCACGCGGUGCAGUCCGCGUUCGGCGAAGUUGGUGCCGGCGAGGGCACGACGGGUGCGAGCCGCGAACACCGCGUCGUAAUCCUGCCGGACUUCCAGGGCAUCGGGCUCGGCUGGCAGAUGUCCGAAGUCGUGGCGGCGAGACAUGCGGAGAUGGGCCGACGCUUCAUGAGCAUCACCAUGCACCACACGUUCGGCGGGGGGCGCGACCGAUCGGAGCGGUGGCGUCCCAAGCCGAAAAAUCACGCCGCGGACAAGUACGAGGCCUCGCACGACACGAGCCAUCGUGCGCUACAGGCGGCUGGGACGUGGGCGCCGACGCCGCGCGAUCGCCUCCGGCCCAGCUAUCGUCAUGAAUAUGUUGCAGAAGGCGCCGCGCGCGAGGCUUUCCUCCGGGCCCUGUCGACGAACAUCCCGAAGCACAAGUGUAAAGGAGAAGGCUGCUCGCACUGCUGGAGCAACCGCGACAUGGUGUGCCGCCGCAUCAAGUGCCUGGACUCGAAGGGGAAAAAGCUGCCCAAAAAGGACCUGGAGGGCACGCCCUGGGGCACCCCGCCCGCGCGGCCGCUGGGCGUGGCGGCGCCGCCGACGGUCGACGUGUCCAAGCGCCGCGAAUCACCGGCGCUGACGAAACGGCUCGAGAAGGUCGAGGUCGUCGGCGGGCGCGGGCCCAAGCGCCAGGCGGCCCAGCCGAAGGGGUCCACGAAGGCGAAGAAGGUCGCGGAAAAGGCGCGGGCGCGCGACACGGGAGGUCGCGACUGGGCCUAUGACAGGCGGAAGAAAGCCUGGAUCGUGUGCGCGGCGGACGCGGCUGAUUUCACCCUAGACCAUGAGGCGGUCGGCGACGAGGUUCGCUGCGAUGUUCAUGGAGAAGCGUUGGACGGGGAGGUCCUGGGCGUCGCCGAGGGUCCGCCGUGGCGCUGCCGCAUUAGAUACGAGAGCGGUCUCCAGGAGGAUCUAGACGAGAAGCAGUUUGGGAUGGCGCGCAGGGCACACACCACGUGGCAGAACAAGCUCGCAAAAGGGGCCAAGCCGCCGCGCGCCGCGCCGAAGCGCAAGGCGCCCGCGAAGCCGGCCGCGAAGCGCCGCAAGCCGCGGUACGAGGACGACGACGACGAGGCUUUUACGGCGCCGGCGCCGGCGCGUACCGGUACCGGCGGGCGAAGGUCCGCGCGGGCCACGGCGACGAGGGGGAGCAUGCGCGAGGCCUCCGACGACGAGGACUUCGAAUUGGUCGAUGUUGACGAACCCGCGCCCGCGCCCGCGCCGCCGCCGCCAAAACGGGCGCGGACAGCGCCCCAGCAAGAGUUCAAGAAGGGUGACCGAGUCGACGCCAAGUUCGGGUACCGGUGGUACCGGGCCACGGUCGACGAGGUGAUCCGCGACGCCGCGGGAAAGAUCACGAAGUACGAGAUCCGCUGGCCGUCGAACGACGACUGCAACCGCAUCGCGCGCGGGAACGUUCGCGCGCCCGUCGAUGGGACCGAGGAGGGGUAAGACGAUUCUUAGGCACGCGUGGA